UGAUAUUUUAUGAUAACAUGAAAAGUGCUUAUAACUAAUUUUAAGGGCUGCAUUUGAUGUGUCAUAAUAUACAAAAUUCAUUUUGAAUCUAGAUAGAUUUUAGUUUUUCCCCUCUAUUUUGAGAAAUACCACACUAAGCAAAAAAUUACAACAAAUGGUGCAUUUGGCUUUUUUCUUUUUAUAUUUAAGGUGAAUUCCUUGAGAGAGGAUUACUGGGUCAAACUAUACAAACAUUUUUCCAAAUUACCUCCCAAAAGAUAUGUACUUUAUUUUCUUUCUUAAAGGAUCCAUUUACUGGGUAGAUACACUUUGGUCUGUACUUCAUCCUAGGAAAGGACAGCCUAUUUUUCAAACCUUUCACCUUUAUAGUAUUUUAAUGUAGGGAGUUUGUCAUCUAAACAUUUCGGACCCAGUUAAUAGAGUUUGCACCAAUCCUUAUGUUACAAAACUCAGGAUCCUUUAGCUAACCUACAGGAAGUAUUUUUGAAGGUGCUUAGACCCAGGGAAGAAUUAGACCCAGGGAAAAUGGUCUAUCAUAUAUUUAAAGUGGACUGCAAACUAAAAUUUGUGUUGUCUUUAUAGCAGCAUCAGUAGAAUUCUGCAACUUUCGCACAGCAUUUGUAAAAUAAGCAAAAUGUGCAGUGUAGUUCACUGGAAAUUACUGAUGUGAUACCAGUAUUUUGGGAUGUAUCGGAAUUCUUCAAACUGAAAUUUGGUGUUUUUUCUUAUAUGCCCACUUAGUUUUGUCAUGUUUACCUAUGAAUUCAUUUAUACUACAUGUUUACUAAAGUGUUUACAACAUAAACUAACAUCUCACAUUUUAAAAAAGUAAACAGUGUUAGAGAUUAUCCCUGAAUGGUUCAAUUUACACACUUACACAUGCACAAACACUAUGAUUAUUCCUUCCAGGAGCAGCUUUUAAAAGUGCACAGCCUGUGCAGUUGGAGAGUUCUUUGGAAUUCCAAAGCCCCCUGCUCUUUAUUGAACUAAGGUUUAACUGGUGUUGUUAUGGGCUCAUCUCUGUGUCAGGUGUCCAGAAUUCAGCAGCAAAUAAAAUGGGCAUAGUCCUGACCCUUAAGAGCUUCAAUAUAGUGGAAGAUUUGGAACAAUAAAAAAAGACAUCGUCUUUCCAUGUAAUGGGAACAAUGACAGGAGCAGUAGGGGGCAUGGUGAGAGCAGUUAGGAUACUGACCAAAAACAUUUCUAGGGUCAAUGAAAGUAUCCCAGGUGCAUGAAAAUAAUAACAUUUAUUGACAACAUUUGCCAGGCAGCAUGCCAACCACUUUACAAGUAUUAUCUCAUUUAACAUUUAUAUGGUUAUAUGAGAUAACAUAUUUCCAUUAUCCUCAUUUUAAAGAGGAGGUGGUUGCAAAUUAGAGAAGUUAAACAACUCCUUCAGGUUCACACUGUAAGAAAUGAUAGAGUCCCAGUUCAAACACAGGCAGAGUUAAAAGUAUGAGCAUUUAUUGUUGAACAAAAACUUGAAAGAUAAGUGAAGUGUUAAUCAGAAGGAGAGAGAGGUUGGGGAAGGACGGAAAGGAAGAGCCCCCCCCCCCCAAAAAAAAAGAAAGAAAAGAAACUAUGCCAAGUCUUAGAAGCCAGAAAGAGCAUGACAAACUCAAAGAAAUUUAAGAAGGUCAUUAUUUAUGUUUCUUUUAAUGUGAAAGACAAAAUCACAUGCUAUAAGACCAUAAAGGAAAAUAAUGAUCAGUUCAUGAAGGAUCUUUUAAGAUAACAAGUUUGAACUUUAUUCUGAGGGAACUGUAGGACCACUGAAGUUUUAUUAAGAAACACGACCUUUUACAGUUUGCUUUUUACAAUGUUUCUCAUGACUACCAUUUGUGUAUUGGAGUAGAGGGAAUGAACAAAACUGGGAACAGUUAAGAAUAGUAAUUUAGGUACUAGAUAAUAGCAGCCAGGCUGUGAAAGUAAGGAUGAUAUCAAGAAGACAUAUUUAAGGAUUAAAAAGACUUAAUGAUUGGUUUGGACUCAAUGAUUGGAUGUUUGUGUAGGAAGAGAGAGGUUUCAGGAAUGCAGGUAUGUUUCUGGGAUGGGAGUGAAUUCAUGGCACCAUUCAUUUCUAUAGGGAAAAUGGAUGAUAAAAUUUUGUGCGGGAGGAUGAUGAGUUUGCCCUUGGACAUAUUAAGUGACUGCAGACAUGUCUAAUUUAUAGUCGGACAUAUGAAUGCACAGUUCAAGAAAGAUUAAACAGGGCAUCAGGAUUUGUGAUUUACAUCCCAUAACAGUAUUCAUAUGGUUUCAUGUCCAUGCAUAGGUGUCCAAUCUUUUGGCACCCCUGGGACACAUUGGAAGAAGAACCUUCAUCUUGGGUCAUACAUAAAAUACACGAACACUAACAAUAACGGAUGAGCUAAAAAAAAAAAAAACUUAAAAAAAUCUCGUAAUGUUUUAAGGAAGUUUACAAAUUUGUGAUGGGCAGCAUUCAAAGCUGUCCUGGGCCACGUGCGGCAUGCAGGGUGUGGGUUGGACAAGCUUGCAUUAGAUAUUAUGAGAAACCCUUGUCUCGCAUCAAUGUAUGCAAGACAAGAAGCUUGCAAAGUGACUAAGAAGGACCUUACAAAUCAUAGGAGAAAAAGCCUGGAAAGUGCAGUGUUGCAGCAAUGAAAAUAAACAAUUGGGAAAGGAAAAUAUUAAGAGUCAACUACCGAUAGGAGAGAUAUUGGGUGAAAAGUAAUUUUGGUGUGAAUAGAUUAUAUUGAGAGUUGAGGUAGAAACCAGGCUAACAGGGUAAUGUAUGAGUGGCAGGAAAUAUUGUCAUCCGUUAUGGAUAAUUUGGGGAAGAAAUUUGGCUUUGUUGGGAUAGGAUAGGCUGAAAGGUUAUGUGAUGACAAAGAGGGCUUUUCGUUUUUGUUUUAAAAAAUAAGAGAAAUUUAAUCAUUUUAAAAUAGCAAUGGAAAUGUAUUCAGGGAGGUUCCUGGAAAGGAGUUUGGGCUGGGGGAAGAGAAGAUUCAAAAAUUACUCUCCAGUGUAGACCAGAGGAAGGGGAUGUGGAUAGAAAGUGUCCAUUACAUAGCAUCUACUGUCCUUGAGAAAUGAGAAAUGAGGUCAUCAUCUGGUUACACUGAUGGGAGUAGAAGAGAACAAGAUUAUUUAAAUGCUCCAGAAUAGUGGUUUUCAGCUCUGGCUAUGAAAACCAAAUAUCAGACAAUUUAAGUUAGAAUCUCUAAGAGGUAGCAUCUAGGAAUUAGUACUGCAAAAGCCUUCCAGGUGAUCACAUUGUGUAUCCAUGGUUGAGAACUAUUAAGAGGAUUUUUUACCUAUCUUUUCAGAGGAAAAUAGGAGCUGUCUUGCUCUGUGACCAAGGAUGGAUUUCUUAGCAUUUCUGUUUUGCUUGCAAAAUGGGGAUAAUAGGGCUUAACCUCACUAGGUUGCUGUGAGGAAUAGCUGAGCAAAGAGAUGUAAAGCAACUACCAUACUCUCUGGAAUAUAGGAAGUACACAAUGAAUAUUGACUGUGUUGUUUUUUGUAUCCAGAUAGAAAAGAAUCUUAGAAAUGUGUUUCAUUUCUAAUAUCUGGCUGUUCUAUGUACUCAGGACAUUGGGAUAGUUGUAUUGACUUCAUUGGAAUGCAACAGGUAGAGAAUAGAUACUCUAGAUGUCCUUACUUCCUUUUGUACUAUUAUGAUAAUUCAUUCUCAGAGUUACAGGAUGCAUAGCUGCAUAUGGCUUAUUUUGAUGAUCGCCAUUGUUUUUAAUAUUUAGACAACUGAAAGUAUAGGAUUCUUUCCAGAAAGAAAGUCUCUGUAUUGUAUGGAUAAUUCUGUAAGCACAAAAAGUAAGAUUUUUACUGAAGAAACAGACAUGAAACCAAAGUGUUUGGAUCAUCAACUUGUGUUAUCUGUCACUGAAAUGCAUUACAUAAUCUUUGACAUACAAAAUUUGAAUCUGUGUAUGAUGCAAACACACACACUUAUACACAUACAUAGACACAUACUACAUACAUAUAUACUCAAAUUACAAGCUAAAGAUUGUUUCCAUAGUAUAAAAAUAACCUAUUGAAACUUUUAUUGCUCCAUGUAACCGAUACUUAUAAAAAUAUAUAACUUUUUGAGGUAUGUAUUGCAGAAGUGAUUGCUAACUAGGCUUUUGUCUAUGUGUUCAUUUUAUAAGUACAACAAUUAAGUGCCUGUGUGACUUUUUUUAAACUUAUGCUGUGUGUGUGUUUGUAUUUUUUCAUUCACAAAAAUGGUAUACAUCCUUUUUUUUUAGUAUCAGAAGUACUGCCUUAUAUCUAAAUCAUAUUCUGUGAGCCCUCCCCACAAGUUAUGUUUUUAUACCUUGCUUUUAUACCUUGCUAUUCAGAGUGUGGUCCAUAGACCAGCAGUAUCAGUAUCACCUGGGUGCUUAUUGGACAUGCAGAAUCUCAGGGCUCACCACAGACCCCCGGAAUUAGAAUCUGCAUUUUAAUGAGAUCCUUUGGGUGAUUUGUGUUCACAGUAAUGUUUGAGAAGCCCAAGUGCCUCAAGGGAAGCCUUUCUUCUCUAGUAGACAUUUUCUAAUGAGCUGCAGAGGAAGGAGAAUGUUUAUUCCUUUAGGAAGAAAGGAUGCACCUAAUUUUAAUUGCUUAACUAUAAAAUAGGCAUAAAUAAUGUAUAAGGGAGAAAGUAAUAAGGGUUACAUUUUAGCUAGUCGGCUGCAAAAUAAUAAUUCCUUUAUUUUAAUAACAAACAGUUGUAUCUCCUUUUGUAUAAGGCAUCUCUUCUUACCCUGAACUAGUUACAUCUUCAUUCUCCAGUACUUACUGUCUGAACCAAUGCCUUUAUAUGGAAGAUCUCCCGUUUUCAGAGAGGUAAACAGAAACCUUUGUGGUAUGGCACAAAUAGGGCAUGCCUGCCCUCCACUAUUUCCUUUUUUUGGCAUAAAACUAUUUUCAAUAAUGUAUUACUUAGCCUGUGUUUAUCAGGCAAAUGCAGACCAUAAUAGUUAAUAAAUUUUUAAAAACCAGAACAAUACCAAUAUAUCUGUAAACCUCCACUCAGCUCAAAUGAAUCAGAAUUGCUAUUAAUAUAAUGCUGUUGUAAGAAUCAUAUGCUGUCCUUCUAGUAACUUAUUUAAUAAUAGCAUGUACAUCCCCACAACACAGAUAUGACACAGAUUAUUUAUAAGCCGUUUUUAUUCACAUACAACCCUAACGUUUUUUUUCUUGUCACCAAUGGGAAGAGAUACCCUGGAUGUGAGGCAGGCUCUGAGAUGGAGGUUAGCAUGCAGGAUGUUUGUUAGGUGUGGUUAUUAGAAUCAAGAGAAGUGAAAGAACAGAAAAGCAGGAGUGGGUACAGGGAGGAGUUGAGUGAGGCUACAGUGCCUGUGACAGCCUCUGUGUACUCCAUGGAGAGCUCUGGAGGUGGGAUGGCUCUUCAGCCUUGUCUCAAGUUGGGAUAUGGGGCUGACCUUUAUAUAUGUGGAGUAUGAGUGUCCCUGCAAGGAGGAAAGUCCUCAAACGCAGCAGUUUCCUUCCUUUGAGACUUUCUAAAGCUACGCUUAAGUGUAGCACAAAGUGAGCUGUAACUCUCACACCAGCUGGGGGGAAUAAAUCUUCAUUCCUGAAGGGGAGUCUGGUUGGUGCAUCAUAGUAUCCGUCAUAUUUCCCUUUGAGAUGUAAGUCUAAAGAAAUACAAGGUCCUUCAGUAUAUCUUGAUACUCAAAAAGAGGUUAGUACUGUUCACCAUAGUUUUAGUCUUAGGAGUUUUGGUUGGUCUUUGAAAAUUGCCCAUUUAUUAAUCUAAUACUUAGUGAGAACCCUCUAUGGGCAGUUCUGUAUUAUACAAUUUCUUAGUGUUACAAAGUUACAUAGAAAUCACAAUUCGUCAAGAAUAAUGAAGCUUAGUGAAAGAGACUUUAAAUUCAUUAAACAAAUAUUUCUAAGCACCAAAUGGUGCCAGUCACUGUGCCAGGCCUUGAGUUUAGGGUGGUGAACAAAACCAACGUGUUCUCAGACCUCAUGGAACUUAUGGAGGAUGUAGAGGCAGAUAUGAAACAAAUAGUCAUGCAAAUAGGCCCAUAAUUACACAUUUUGAUAGGAGCUAUGAAAGAAAAGCAAAAUAUGCCAUGCAAGAGCAAUUUGCAUAAAAAUGGAUGAGGAGAAUUAUUGAGAAAGUGUCAGGUAAGAUGAGACCUGGAGAUAAGUGAUGGCAAGAGUGGGGAGAAGAUAACUUGAGACAGUGGGAAGAGAAUAUGCUAAAGCUGGUAAAGAGUUCAGGUUAGCUCCUUUUCUACCCACCUACCCCACCGAAACCCCAAAACUAUGGCAGGUGGUACUGUGUCCGGAAUUGGUGGGUUGUUGGUCUCACUGACUUCAAGAAUGAAGCCGCGGACCCUCACGGUGAGUGUUACAGUUCUUAAAGGUGGCGUGUCUGGAGUUCGUUCCUUCUGAUGUUCAGAUGUGUGCGGAGUUUCUUCCUUCUGGUGGGUUCGUGGUCUUGCUGGCUCAGGCGUGAAGUUGCAGACCUUCACAGUGAGUGUUACAGCUCAUAAAGGCAGUGUGGACCCAAAGAGUGAGCAACAGCAAGAUUUAUUGCAAAGAACAAAGCUUCCAGGAUGUGGAAGGGGACCCCAGCAGGUUGCCACUGCUGGCUGGGGCAGACUGCUUUUAUUCUCUUAUCCGGCCCCACCCACAUCCUGCUGAUUGGUCCAUUUUACAGAGAGCCGAUUGGUCUGUUUUACAGAGAGCUGAUUGGUCCGUUUUGACAGGGAGCUGAUCGGUGCCUUUGCAAUCCCUGAGCUAGGCACAAAAGUUCUCCAGGCCCCCACUAGAUUAGCUAGAUACAGAGUGUUGACUGGUGUAUUUACAAACCCUGAACUAGACACAGAGUGCUGAUUGGUGCAUUUACAAACCUUGAGCUAGAUGCUGAGUGCUGAUUGGUGCAUUCACAAUCCCUUAGCUAGACAUAAAGGUUCUCCAAGUCCCCACCAGAUUAACUAGACACAGAGUGCCAAUUGGUGCAUUCACAAACCUUGAGCUAGAUGCAGAGUGCCGAUUGGUGCAUUCACAAUCCCUUAGCUAGACAUAAAGGUUCUCCAAGUCCCCAUCAGAUUAACUAGACACAGAGUGCCAAUUGGUGCAUUCACAAACCCUGAGCUAGGCACGGGGUGCUGAUUGGUGUGUUUACAAACCUUGAGCUAGAUACAGAGUGCUGAUUGGUGUGUUUACAAUCCCUUAGCUAGACAUAAAGAUUCUCCAAGUCCCCACCAAACUCAGGAGCCCAGCUGAAUUCACCCAGUGGAUUCCGCACCGGGGUGCAGGUGGAGCUGCCUGCCAGUCCAGCGCCGUGCGCCUGAACUCCUCAGCCCUUGGGCGGUUCUGGGCGCUGUGGAGCAGGGGGCGGCGUUCGUGAGGAGGCUCUGGCGGCGCAGGAGCCCACGGAGGGUGGGAGAUGCUCAGGCAUGGCGUGCUGCAGGUCCCGAGCCCUGCCUCGCUGGGAGGCAGCUAAGGGCUGGGGAGAAAUCCAACACAGCAGCUGCUGGCCCAGGUGCUAAGCCCCUCACUGCCCCGGCCGACGGGGCUGGCCGGCCGCUCCCAGUGCGGGGCCCGCCAAGGCCACGCCCACCCGGAACUCGCGCUGGCCCGCAAGCGCCGCGCGCAGCCCGCGGUUCCCGCCUGCGCCUCUUCGUCCGCACCUCCCUGCAAGCUGAGGGAGCCGGCUCCAGCCUUGGCCAGCCCAGAAAGGGGCUCCCACAGUGCAGCGGCGGGCUGAAGGGCUCCUCAAGCGCGGCCAGAGUGAGUGCCAAAGCCGAGGAGGUGCCGAGAGCGAAGGAGGGCUGUGAGGGCUGCCAGCAGGCUGUCACCUCUCAGUGUAGCGGACAGGAAGAAGAAUGUUGCCAGGCAGCUCCUCCCACGGUUCGUAUUGUGCACUCAGGCUUGGCCUGUAACAUUGAAGAGGAGCGCUACUCCGAAAGGGUCUACACUAUCCGGGAAGGAGAAACCCUUGAGUUGACUUGUCUAGUCACAGGACAUCCACGUCCACAGAUCAGGUGGACCAAAACAGCAGGAAGUGCCUCUGACAGAUUCCAAGACUCAAGUGUCUUCAAUGAGACUUUGAGGAUUACAAAUAUUCAGCGACACCAAGGAGGCCGGUAUUACUGUAAAGCAGAGAAUGGCUUGGGGUCUCCAGCGAUAAAGUCAAUCAGAGUGGAUGUAUACUAUUUGGAUGAUCCGGUAGUAACUGUUCAUCAAAGUAUAGGUGAAGCUAAAGAACAAUUUUACUAUGAGAGAACAGUGUUCCUCCGGUGUGUUGCCAAUUCCAAUCCUCCUGUUCGGUAUAGCUGGAGACGUGGCCAGGAGGUCUUGCUGCAAGGAUCUGAUAAAGGAGUUGAGAUUUAUGAACCAUUCUUUACCCAGGGUGAAACAAAGAUCUUAAAACUAAAGAAUCUUCGACCUCAGGACUAUGCUAAUUAUAGCUGCAUUGCUUCAGUGAGGAAUGUAUGUAAUAUUCCUGAUAAGAUGGUGUCAUUUAGACUGUCCAAUAAAACAGCAUCACCGUCAAUUAAACUCUUGGUGGAUGAUCCUAUAGUUGUAAAUCCUGGAGAGGCCAUAACAUUAGUAUGUGUUACAACAGGAGGAGAGCCUGCACCUUCUCUCACCUGGGUCAGGUCCUUUGGGACUCUGCCUGAAAAGACUGUUUUGAAUGGAGGAACUUUGACCAUACCUGCCAUCACCUCAGAUGAUGCUGGUACUUACAGCUGCAUUGCCAAUAAUAAUGUGGGAAACCCUGCAAAAAAGUCCACCAACAUCAUUGUGAGAGCAUUAAAAAAAGGACGAUUUUGGAUCACACCAGAUCCUUAUCACAAAGAUGACAACAUCCAGAUCGGCCGUGAGGUGAAAAUAUCUUGCCAAGUAGAAGCUGUUCCUUCUGAGGAGCUAACAUUUAGUUGGUUUAAAAAUGGUCGUCCAUUAAGAAGUUCUGAGCGGAUGGUCAUUACACAGACUGAUCCUGAUGUCUCUCCGGGAACAACAAACUUGGACAUCAUUGAUUUAAAAUUCACGGAUUUUGGGACAUACACAUGUGUAGCAUCUCUGAAGGGAGGAGGAAUAUCUGAUAUCAGUAUCGAUGUUAAUAUAUCCAGCAGCACAGUUCCACCCAAUCUGACUGUUCCACAGGAAAAAUCACCAUUGGUCACCAGAGAAGGAGACACAAUAGAACUGCAAUGUCAAGUAACUGGCAAACCUAAACCAAUCAUCCUUUGGUCUAGAGCGGAUAAAGAAGUUGCAAUGCCUGAUGGAUCAAUGCAAAUGGAGAGUUAUGAUGGAACACUGAGGAUUGUGAAUGUAUCUAGGGAAAUGUCAGGAAUGUACAGAUGUCAGACCAGCCAAUACAAUGGAUUUAACGUGAAACCAAGGGAAGCCUUGGUGCAGCUCAUCGUUCAGUAUCCCCCUGCAGUGGAACCAGCAUUCUUGGAAAUCCGGCAAGGACAGGAUCGAAGUGUCACUAUGAGUUGCAGAGUACUGAGAGCCUAUCCAAUACGGGUGCUGACCUAUGAGUGGCGCUUGGGCAAUAAAUUACUACGGACGGGUCAAUUUGACUCUCAGGAAUACACAGAAUACCCUGUGAAGAGUCUUUCCAAUGAAAACUAUGGGGUUUAUAACUGUAGCAUCAUAAAUGAAGCUGGAGCUGGGAGAUGCAGCUUCCUUGUUACAGGAAAGGCCUAUGCUCCAGAAUUCUAUUAUGAUACCUACAAUCCAGUAUGGCAGAACAGACACCGUGUUUAUUCUUACAGUCUACAGUGGACACAGAUGAAUCCUGAUGCAGUGGAUCGGAUUGUUGCAUACCGGUUGGGCAUCAGGCAGGCUGGACAGCAGCGUUGGUGGGAGCAGGAGAUUAAAAUAAAUGGGAAUAUUCAAAAGGGAGAAUUAAUUACAUAUAACUUGACAGAGCUAAUUAAACCAGAAGCUUAUGAAGUCCGACUGACUCCUCUCACCAAAUUUGGUGAAGGAGAUUCAACAAUUCGUGUGAUCAAAUAUAGUGCUCCUGUAAAUCCUCAUUUGAGAGAAUUUCAUUGUGGAUUUGAAGAUGGUAAUAUUUGUUUGUUCACUCAAGAUGAUACAGAUAAUUUUGACUGGACAAAACAAAGUACAGCAACAAGAAAUACAAAAUAUACUCCUAAUACAGGACCUAAUGCUGACCGUAGUGGCUCCAAAGAAGGUUUUUAUAUGUACAUUGAGACAUCACGACCCAGAUUGGAAGGCGAAAAGGCUCGACUUCUCAGCCCUGUUUUCAGCAUAGCUCCCAAAAACCCUUACGGACCCACAAACACUGCAUAUUGUUUCAGCUUCUUUUAUCACAUGUAUGGACAACAUAUAGGUGUCUUAAAUGUUUAUCUACGUUUGAAAGGGCAAACAACAAUAGAGAAUCCACUGUGGUCUUCAAGUGGGAAUAAAGGACAAAGAUGGAAUGAGGCUCAUGUUAAUAUAUACCCAAUUACUUCAUUUCAGCUCAUUUUUGAAGGUAUCCGAGGUCCUGGAAUAGAAGGUGACAUUGCUAUUGAUGAUGUAUCAAUUGCAGAAGGAGAAUGUGCAAAACAAGACCUAGCAACUAAGAAUUCCGUUGAUGGUGCUGUUGGGAUUUUGGUUCAUAUAUGGCUUUUUCCCGUUAUCGUCCUCAUCUCUAUCUUAAGUCCUCGAAGGUGACCUUAUCCUGGCAGAGGCUAUAAAAGAUUCACCAGGCACUGGCAUGAAGAAAGAGUCUUUGUAAAUGGACAUUGAACAAACAAACUACCAAAGAUUCCUCCACUGACUACUGACUCAAAAAUAAAAUAAUAAAAACAAAUUUUUUUAAGCACUGGGGAUAAAAAGACACCAUGGAAGUAUAACUUAUUCCAAACUAAACAUAAGAGAUAAUCUUGACCUGAGUAGAGAAGAGACCUUCAGGUGCUUUUGUGGCUAAAAAGAUUACAGCGUCAUCUGGUUGGACUCUGGAAAAAAAAAAAUGAAAAAAAGAAAAAAAAAAGAGCUAUAGAAAUCCUUGUCAAAGCACAAAGUCAUGGCUGGUUUUGUUUCAAAUGAAUAGUUUGCUUGUUACCAUGGAAACCUAAUGGCCUGCCAACAAAAACCUCACUGUAAACAGGGUACGUGAAGAGCUGGCAUUUAUUUUCCUUUCGAGAAGGUUUUCAUAGAGAAUUAAAUAAAUGUAGGCCCUUUUACCUUUGGCUGUUACCCUUCCUUGAAAAUAACCCGAACUCAGAAUUAUUUAAAGCAUUCAUGUUUCUCCCCACCUUAUCCCCAUCCCACCUUUAUUAUUAUUAUUUUUCUCCCAUGGCUAAGCUAGAUAACUGUAUGCUGUCUCUUUUUGCAUGCACUACUAUCCAGGAUGGUAAACCUGGGCUUACAUAUUACACAGGCUUAUCGGAGUUUGCUUGCGGCCACUUGAACACCCAAACUACGUCAUCUGUUCCAAUGAAGAAACCAAACCACCAUCUUUUAUAAAUUGCCAUGGAAACCAAGUGCCUUCAAUGAAACAAGCCUGAAUAAUUUUCAACUCAGAAGCUUGCACUGCUAAGAGUGGUUUGUGUAAAACUAUUUUAUAAACAAACUACGGAGCCUAAAUGUGCAAAUUACAGGCAAGACAACAAAGCCGCUUCUGAAGAAGAAAGGACCGAAGCUGCUGCGUAAGCCCAUGCAGACAAGAUAUUUGUUGUUUAACCUCCUAGACAGCCAGCCAUGGCCUUUCGGCUUAUUGUCCAUUAGAAAAUCACUUCCAUUGAGACCAGACAUGGAGCAACACUUUUUUUCUUCCAGGUUAUUAAAUGGGUCAACCAGAGCAAAAGGUUAUUAAGAAUACUUAGUGCAGAAGGUGGUAAAACACAAAAGUGAUUUUUUUACUCUAACCUCCAUUUGAAAUGAAAUUGGCCCUAGCUUUAGAGGGAACAAGAAAAUGUUUGGGAUUGCAGUGCAUACUAACUCUACAGUGGAACUGGGCCUGAAAAAUCUGGCUUUAUUCUAAACUCUGAGGGUAAUAUGCCUCUGCCCUUUAGUCAGACUCUGUGCAAAUUGUGAAAUAUUAUUUUAUUAUUUUACCAAGGUUAUAAAAACACUUUUACAAAAAAACAAAAACCUGUAAAAAUGAUUUUGAGCUACCUGAGGACAAAUCAUAUCUUUAACCAGCCAGUUUUCCAAUGCAUUGUAAAUUUCACUUAAACCUGUUGGUUAUGAAAAUUCGAAGAUCAUUUUCCUUAAAUUAUCUCAGCUUUUAACUUCAUUUAAAAAGACUUUUGUCUAAGAAGAAUAUUAUUAUUAUAUGUUCUUUCAACACCCCAGGAUUAAAAAAACUGAUUAUGCAAGUAAUUGGAAUAUAAGUAUUAAAUUAUAACAUUUGCAAAUAUUAAUAUAAAAGCACAACAAAAUGUAGUGGAAAAUGACAAAGCUUGAUUUUUUAAAACAAUUCUGUAGAAAUGUUUGUGCAAAUUCAGUAAUUCAACUUAAAAUAUAAUUUUACAGCUAUGUUCAAUAAAGCCUCUUUCCAGGUAAGGUAUGACAAGCAGUAUGUGUGUUUGUUGAGCAAUGUUCACUUAUCACUAAAAUGAAAUUAGUUAUACAAUUUAUUGGUUACCAUGGGAUAAAUCUUCAGUGCUCCACAUACCUUAAUGUCUGCAGAAAGAAAUUUUAAUAGGAACUCCCUGAUUCACUCCCGUAUAUUGUAAUACAUGCAGAAAGCAGUUAAACCUUUGAAGGUAAAAUAUGAAACAUAUAUGAACCUGGAAUUUAAUGUCUAUUUUCAGUCAGUUCAAAAGGGGGCCAGUUUGAAUAUUUAGGUAGUGAUGGAAUUGAUCUGAACCAAGUCCUUUAAAUUAAAUAUAAUAAACAAAUGAGUUUCAUAACUUAUUUGAAUGAAUUAGACAUCUUAAAAUUUUUUCAGAGUUUCACAGUAACCCAUAUACUUUAUCAGACCAAAGAGAUUCAAGUACACAAUAUCUGGGGCAUUUCUUUUACGUUUUACAAAAUUUCUCUUCACCUUGACUUCCAUUUUGUGGCAACUAGCCCCUUUUCUCCACUGUCUCUUAUCAGUAGAUCACCCUUUUUAAUUGAUUUUCAGCACUCUCAUUCCUGAUAAUAGCAAUGAAAAUGUUUUAGAUCUAAAAGGACACUCUUAACUCAUUGCCUCUCCCUCCCUUGAUCUUUAAGUUGAUUUCAGUGAGGCUUUUGCAAAAAAAUAAAAAAUAAAAAAGACUAUAUUCAGAAUAUUUGAAUAUACGUGUGUCCUUUUCAGGUAAACAAUCAAAUGUCCUAUUAUCCUAAGUAAUCCUGCACAAAGAAGUAACUGUAAGAAAAAGUUUCAAUCCUACUACUAAGCAUUUAUAAAAUACUAAAAUCUUUCCUACCCUCUCAAACAGUAAGAAUACACAAUGCUUCAGAAGUUGAUGAGAACUGGCUGGUACCACAAAUUAAUUUUGAUUAAAUUUUUUAAAAAUUGCAGAUGAAUGUGAAGAACAAAGGGGCAAUCAGAAGAAGUGCAAAGCAAUCCAACUUAUUGAGAUGGUAAUAAAAUGUAUAUCUCAAGUGGGUUCUGGAUCAUUCACGUAAACCAACAAACAAUUUGAAUCAACGUUUUUCACUACAGAUCAUAUGUUCAGUUGCUUUAAUUGAAAGUAAAUGGAUAAAAUGCAGAAAUUUUAAAAGAUUGGGAUAAGUGAAAUGUAAAUUUUGUUAAGUAACCUCUUCUUUAAUAUUAGUAAAAAUAAUGAAACUUUUAAAACACUCAUUUAGCAACUGCCUUCCUUUUCCUAAUAUUUUUUGUAUUUAUUAUGAACUGGACUCACCAACGUAUUUUUCCUUUUCCAUUUUGAUAACAUAUUUAAAGUGUAAUUGAUGCCAAUAUUUUUUGUUCUUUUAUAGAGAGGCACCAGGCAAUGGAGUUUUUAAUGUUGUGGAAGAAAGAACAUACCAUGUAAUCUCUUAUUGCCAGUAAUUGAUCCCAAUUAAUUUGGAGUAUUAUUCUGUUUCAUGAGUUCAAGAAUGCUUGUCUCUCUACAUGUUAACAUCUCUGCAAUUGGGCCUAUUUUAAUUGCAAUUGGCAGCAUUUCUUUGUAGUGAUAUAUAAAAUGCAUCAUAGAUAUAAUGAAAUUCACUAAAGUCACUAACAUUGCCAGAAGUGCCAAACAAUGCCUAAUAUUACUACUUUUCAACAAGCCCUAAACUGAGAAGAAAACACCCAACCAUAUUUUUAAGAUUUACAUCAAAUGCUCAUUGACUAUGCAGUAUUUAAAAAUAAUGCAAUUUUUAUUUUGUCCAUUUUAAAAAUCUGAGUCCUCUCUUAAGUACAUCAUAUACAUACCUAGGUACACUCUUUUUUUUUCUUGUUCCUGCUACGUGUUUUUUAAUUCCACCGCAAAUCACAAUAUGCUAUAUAUCCCUGUUUAAAAUGUUUCCUCCUUCCGUGUUAUUCACAGUACUUUGUCACAAGUUUGGCCUCCCAUUAACUUUUCUUUAAGAGAUUUGAAAGAUGCAUGGUACACCACAAUGUCAUGCAAUAGGCUAAACUAAAGGUAUUUUAUUUCACACAUAUCACAGAAUUGACUUCGGCAUGGCAAUGAAUUAUGAUAAUUAUAAUAUUGAGAAUUACAACCCAGCUAGUCAGUUACAUCAUGUAAUAGAGUAAAAGCAAUUCAAUUCUUUUGUAUUUUAAAAUAUGAUGAAAUACAAAUUACAGUUGUAUUAACUUUUCACCAAACAUGCAUUUUUAUUUUAAAAACUUUAUAAUAAACAUAUAUGUCAAUAAAAUGUGUAACUUGAAGAACAAUUAAUUCAUUUAGUUAUGUAAUUAAGACUGUAUGAACCUGGCUGUGGUGUUUUACAUGAUCGAUUUUUCUUUGCUCUGAUUAGUGAUUUGAAAGAUGGUGAUGGAAUAAUCUGAUUUUUAUAGACUGAUUUCCAAGUAUUCUUGUGAAUGCCUAUUAUUUACCACAAAACUUUUUUUUUAAUGUGCCUUUCAAAGAUCAGGGCCAAUCAACAGACAUUUAAACUGGAAAAUCUUUACCCCAAAUUAAUUUGCUUCUUGGUUGAUGACUACUUUUUACUAAUUGUUUCAUCUGUGUCUCACCAAAGCAGAAGGUACACUCUUCUUGCAACUGGGUAGUUGAUGUCAAUGAGGAGUUAUUGCAUUUUCUGUGAAAACAAUAAAAUCAUAGGGUUCAAUCCCAAGCUAUUUCCUUUCCUACAAUGUUCCCUUUGUGGCUAAUCAGUUUAUUAGUUUUCUUAGUGCUUAUUUUUAAAAAGCAAUGUGUGGCAUUUUCUACUUCUGUGUAGGAGAAAAGCUACCACAGAAUGAUCGGAACUUUUUUCAAAUCUAAUAUAAAAUGUUCUUUGCCAAAUAUCCACAGUAUUUAUCAGUAAACAUGUAUGUUGUUAUUACAUAGAAAAAGAAAGACUAAAGACUUGAAAUCUGUAUGUGAACUAUGUCAGUUCUGAAUCAAUCCAUAUGUUCAUGUCUGCUUAGAAAAAGAAGCGAGGCUUAGAAAGGGAGAAAUAUUCCAUAUAUUUGUAUAUGGAUGACUUUAUUAAUAUAUUAAUUUAAAGCUUAAUAAAUUAUGAGUGGUGAUAUCACUACCCUGAACCUACAUUGAAUAUAUUGAAAUUAGGGAACUGGAAUUCAAAAUGUUGAGUAGGGCAGAGGUUAAACUCUGGGUAGAAACUGAAAUAGUUUUCUCGAGGAAAUAUUUACAACUGAUUGAAUUUAAUUUCAAUUGUACUAAUUUUCCAUGAGUUGAGCUAAAGUGUAUUCUUAUUUUUCAAUAAAACAAUGGGAAAUUCUAUAAAAUAGGGAUUAGCUUGUUAGUUUCAGUUCGUUUUUGUAUGGCUCUUAAUUGUUGUCCUGGGUUUCCAGGAUAUCAUUUUUAUUUCUUGAGUCUUAUCAAUAUAUUUAAAUGUGUAAGUUUAAUCAAAUAUACAUUGUGUUAAAUUUAUAUUGAAUAUUAGUUUCAUUUGAAAUCUCAAAGUUUAGUUUUAAUUUCAUUCCUUUUGGUAUUUUCUUCCUGCUAAAUAGUUUCAGAUAGCUGUAUGUUAUUUUCCCUUGGAUUUUUUUUCAAUAAAUGAAAUUAUGUUAAAUACUCUAUUACUGUUUUGGGGAAAUUUCUGCUCUCAAUAGCACUUAAGUUAGAAACAAAAAGAUAUUUAGAAAAGCAAUUAUGUUUGCAAUUUAAGAUGAAAAUGCCAUGAUUUCUUUCACUAUUGAAAAGCUUUUAUAGACUCAACACUGCAGUGAGCACAAUUAGCCCAUUAAGAUAUGUGUGGAAUUUUACAUCCUUUCUAAGGGAUUAUUUAUAAGAUUGUGUUAAACAAACAGGCACUAAAAUCUUCCUGAAUUAAAGUGAUUUAAGAAUUAUAACUCAGUUUAGUAACUCUGGGCUUCUGUAUGAUAUGUGAAAUAAUUGCGGUUUAAUGGUGCUAAUGUUAUUCAGGAAGAUAGUUUUAAUCACAUAUUUCAUGGGGACACUAGGCUAAAUGUGAGUUUUCUGGGAGAAACAAAUAAUAUUGCUUGACAGUGAUUGAAUGAACCAAAGUAUAAAGGGAAUUCUAAAAAUUAACUUGCUUAUCAUUGUUUCCCUACUGACAUUUUAGCUUAAUUUUAUCUUUAUUUUUGGUAUUAUAUAUCUAAAUAAACCUAAGAAAUUUUGGAAAUGCAGAUACAAUUAACAUUAACAGAUUCAUUAACAGUGUUCAAAAAUCAGCCCCCCAGCUGCCUUCUAACUAUGUUUAAUUGCUGUUUAUUUUUCAUUGU
This is a messenger RNA of Gorilla gorilla gorilla (western lowland gorilla), 16723 nucleotides long. RefSeq names its product MAM domain containing glycosylphosphatidylinositol anchor 2 (gene MDGA2). NCBI's taxonomy places the organism in Eukaryota, Metazoa, Chordata, Mammalia, Primates, Hominidae. Gene Ontology annotation, cellular component: plasma membrane; axon; neuronal cell body. Bases 8458 to 10641 code for a protein of 727 amino acids. The record is from RefSeq and is a predicted model, not a curated record. The transcript has 17 exons. Gene Ontology annotation, biological process: homophilic cell-cell adhesion; synapse organization. Gene Ontology annotation, molecular function: axon guidance receptor activity; protein binding.